This is a messenger RNA of Periconia digitata, 1209 nucleotides long. The record is from the annotation of a GenBank genome assembly. NCBI's taxonomy places the organism in Eukaryota, Fungi, Ascomycota, Dothideomycetes, Pleosporales, Periconiaceae.
UACCUUGAUGGGUUGCCCGUCUCUGACCAACUCUUCACCACCUUUUGUCUGACUUGUUUCGUUCCGCUUUUCUCCGCUAUCAUGGCGUAUAAUCAUCCAUCUUCACCUGUAUGGAGUCGGUCUCCAGCUCGACUUAGACUUGUUCUCUUCCUUUCUGUGUCCACUCUUAUGAUAUUCCUUUUGAUCCUCUACAGCCCGCAGCCGCCCUCGUGCUAUUCCAACAGCGACACUGUCGUUUGUCGAGUCGCCCAUAAGGCAAAAGACCACCUCCGCUUCAAGAGCCACGACAAAGAACACACUCAAGAUCUAACAGGCGUGAAAUCAAAAUUCGCCUUCGCCACCUUUCUAGCUGGCAGAGAGGAUGCUACCAUUGACGACCCAUACUUCAUCGCCGUACGGAUGCUGACUUACCAACUCCUCCACGCCAACGAAACUCGAUCACACGACCGGUCUAUACCCUUCGUAGUUCUGUGUACAGACAAGGUCCCACAAGAGCAGAAAAGUCGUCUCCAACGAGACGGCGCCAUCGUCGUCGUCGGCGAGUCCAUCCAAUCAGACUGGGCUAAAACUGACGUGGGAAAAUGGCAAGACGUCCUCACCAAGCUCCGUAUCUGGGAGUUUACUCAGUUCGAGCUGGUUGCCCUACUCGACGGAGACACCGUCCUCACGCAACCCCUAGACGGCGUCUUCAACGACCCUGCCGUUUAUCACCGAGACUCUCUCAUUGCCAAAACAAAUGACAUCGACCCCGUCAUAAAACCGGAUGAGCAACCUCUCCCUGCCACAUACUCCUUCGCUGGUGUUCCUGAGAUGAAGCCUGAGCACGGCUACCCGCCUACAGAGGAAAACCAUGAUUUCCCGAACCUCAACUACCUCAACGCCGGCUUCUUCGUUUUCAAACCUGAUGUCGACAUGCUCGGCUAUUACCUCUCUCUGCUCGACAUCCCUGGACGCUUCAGUCCUGACUUCCCAGAGCAGAAUCUGCUCAACUAUGCGCACAGGAGGGAAGGUGCCAUGCCAUGGCUCCAGCUAGAUCUCUCGUGGAACAUUCACAUGCCAAAACUCGAGGAUGUGCAAGGCGGCGUCAAGAGUAUCCACGAUAAGUGGUGGCAACCAGGUGAUAAGAGGCUUGCUCCCAUGAUGGAGUCAUGGCGAUGGCGGAUGGAAGGAUAUUUUGAGAGCCGGGAUGCAGUGAAUGGCGGUGUUUGA